AUGGCAGUUUCUAGUGAUUCAAUGCUUCAAAAGAUCUUUGCAAAGAGUCCAACUUUUGAUUCAAACAAAAGGGUUUUUGGAAAACCAGUGAGUAUUUCUGGUGGGUUAAUUUCUUGCAAUGUAAGGAAACGGAGAAGUAAUGGCAAGAUUGCAGUAAAAGCAGUGGCAGAAGCUGGUGUUAAGUGUUUGAAGAAUUAUGAGGUGAAUUUGGAUCUCGGGUUUGAUGUGGUGGCUGAGAGAGAGUUGAGAGAAAAAGGGUUCUUGGGGAUGAGGAAGACAAAGCUAGUGUGCACUAUAGGGCCUGCUUGUUCUUCUAUGGAGGAUUUGGAGAGAUUGGCAAUGGGAGGGAUGAAUGUGGCCAGGCUUAAUAUGUGUCAUAACACAAGAGAGUGGCAUCGUGAUGUUAUUAGAAAAAUCAAGAAGUUGAAUGAGGAGAAAGGGUUUUCUGUUUCGGUUAUGAUUGAUACUGAAGGUAGCCUAAUUCAUGUUGUGGAUCAUGGAGCUCCUUCCUCUCUCAAAGCAGAGGAAGGUUCGGUUUGGGUAUUUACAUCUGAAAAAUUUGACGGUUCUCGUCCAUUCACUGUGCAAGCCAACUAUGAAGGCUUCUCUGAAGGCAUCAUGAUGGGCGAUGAACUGGUUAUUGACGGUGGAAUGGCAAGGUUUGAAGUUGUUGAAAAGAUGGGGAAUGAUUUGCGUUGCAAGUGUACAGAUCCUGGUCUAUUCCUACCUAGAGCCAAAUUAAGCUUCUGGAGAGAUGGGAAGCUUUCCUAUCACGGCCUUCCAACUCUAUCAACAAAGGAUUGGGCAGAUGUUGAUUUUGGAAUUUCUGAAGGUGUUGAUUUUAUUGCCAUGUCAUUUGUAAAUGAUGCUGAUUCUAUCAAGGAUCUGAAGAAUCAUCUCUCCGCCAAAUCAUCCAAAUCAAUAAGAGUACUGGCAAAAAUUGAGACCUUGGAAUCUCUUCAGAAGUUGGAAGAAAUUGUGGAGGCAUCUGAUGGAAUCAUGGUGGCUCGUGGUGACCUAGGAGUUGAAGUUCCACUUGAACAGAUUCCAACAGUCCAGGAAUACGUUACUCGUUUAUGCAGGCAGCUGAACAAGCCAGUAAUUAUUGCUUCUCAACUUCUUGAAUCAAUGGUUGAAUAUCCAACUCCAACACGUGCUGAGGUGGCAGAUGUUUCUGAAGCUGUUCGACAGUAUACAGAUGCACUGAUGUUGUCUGGUGAAUCAGCUAUUGGAUUAAAUGGGCAGAAGGCUCUUUUUGUCUUGCAGAUGGCUAGCAGUCGAAUGGAACUAUGGAGUCGUGAAGAAAACCAACAAUGUGCUCUUCAUAACCGUCAGCUGGGAGAUUCAUUGUCUGAUUGCAUCGCUGAAGAAAUAUGCAAUUGUGCUGUUCAAAUGGCUAACAACCUUGGUGUAGAUGCUAUCUUUGUGUACACAAAGCAUGGUGAAAUGGCAUCACUUCUAUCUCGCAAUCGGCCCUACCCUCCCAUAUUUGCGUUUACCAGUGACAGUAAUGCUCGGAUGACUUUGAAUUUGCAGUGGGGAGUUAUCCCACUUCUUGUUGAUUUAUCAGACGAUAUGGAAGCCAACAUCUCAAAAACCGUUGAUCUGAUGAGAACAAAGGGGGUGUUAAAAGACGGAGAUACUGUCCUGGUGGUCUCAGAUUUAACUCCAACACAUGCAAGUUCGACGACUUUCCAAUCAAUCCAGGUGAAGACCAUUGUUUAG
Dovyalis caffra is the source of this 1725-nucleotide messenger RNA. The record is from the annotation of a GenBank genome assembly. Lineage: Eukaryota; Viridiplantae; Streptophyta; Magnoliopsida; Malpighiales; Salicaceae.